AUGCUGUUAUGCCCAUGGAUGAAACCUCUCUGGAAGGAUCCAAACACCUGUCCAAUCACAGAGGACUUUUUUGACUGACAGCCCCAAACUAAACAGUGUCCAAUCAAAGAGGACUUCUUUGGCUGACAGCCUCAACCUAAACAGUGUCCAAUCUGAGAGGACUUUUUUUGCUGAUGGCCUCGAUCUAAAUACUGUCCAAUCAGAGAGGACUUCUUUGGCUGACAGCCUCAAUCUAAAUACUGUCCAAUCAGAGAGGACUUUUUUGGCUGAUGGCCUCGAUCUAAAUACUGUCCAAUCAGAGAGGACUUCUUUGGCUGACAGCCUCAAUCUAAAUACUGUCCAUUCAGAGAGGACUUCUUUGGCUGACAGCCUCAAUCUAAAUACUGUCCAAUCAGAGAGGACUUCUUUGGCUGACAGCCUCAAUCUAAAUACUGUCCAAUUAGAGAGGACUUCUUUGGCUGACGGCCUCGAUCUAAAUACUGUCCAAUCAGAGAGGACUUCUUUGGCUGACGGCCUCGAUCUAAAUACUGUCCAAUCAGAGAGGACUUUUUUGGCUGACGGCCUCGAUCUAAAUACUGUCCAAUCAGAGAGGACUUCUUUGGCUGACAGCCUCAAUCUAAAUACUGUCCAAUCAGAGAGGACUUCUUUGGCUGACAGCCUCAAUCUAAAUACUGUCCAAUCAGAGAGGACUUCUUUGGCUGACAGCCUCAAUCUAAAUACUGUCCAAUCAGAGAGGACUUCUUUUGCUGACAGCCUCAAUCUAAAUACUGUCCAAUCAGAGAGGACUUCUUUGGCUGACAGCCUCAAUCUAAAUACUGUCCAAUCAGAGAGGACUUUUUUGGCUGAUGGCCUCGAUCUAAAUACUUCCAAUCAGAGAGGACUUUUUUGGCUGAUGGCCUCGAUCUAAAUACUGUCCAAUCAGAGAGGACUUCUUUGGCUGACAGCCUCCAUCUAAAUACUGUCCAAUCAGAGAGGACUUCUUUGGCUGACAGCCUCAAUCUAAAUACUGUCCAAUCAGAGAGGACUUCUUUGGCUGACAGCCUCAAUCUAAAUACUGUCCAAUCAGAGAGGACUUUUUUGGCUGACAGCCUCAAUCUAAAUACUGUCCAAUCAGAGAGGACUUCUUUGGCUGACAGCCUCAAUCUAAAUACUGUCCAAUCAGAGAGGACUUCUUUGGCUGACAGCCUCAAUCUAAAUACUGUCCAAUCAGAGAGGACUUUUUUGGCUGAUGGCCUCGAUCUAAAUACUUCCAAUCAGAGAGGACUUUUUUGGCUGAUGGCCUCGAUCUAAAUACUGUCCAAUCAGAGAGAACUUCUUUGGCUGACAGCGUCGAUCUAAAUACUGUCCAAUCAGAGAGGACUUCUUUGGCUGACAGCCUCAAUCUAAAUACUGUCCAAUCAGAGAGGACUUCUUUGGCUGACAGCCUCAAUCUAAAUACUGUCCAAUCAGAGAGGACUUCUUUGGCUGACAGCCUCAAUCUAAAUACUGUCCAAUCAGAGAGGACUUCUUUGGCUGACAGCCUCAAUCUAAAUACUGUCCAAUCAGAGAGGACUUCUUUGGCUGACAGCCUCAAUCUAAAUACUGUCCAAUUAGAGAGGACUUCUUUGGCUGACAGCCUCAAUCUAAAUACUGUCCAAUCAGAGAGGACUUUUUUGGCUGACGAUUCCAACCUAAACAGUGUCCAAUCAGAGAGGACUUCUUUGGCUGACAGCCUCAAUCUAAAUACUGUCCAAUCAGAGAGGACUUCUUUGGCUGACGAUCCCAACCUAAACAGUGUCCAAUCAGAGAGGACUUCUUUGGCUGACGGCCUUGAUCUAAAUACUGUCCAAUCAGAGAGGACUUCUUUGGCUGACAGCCUCAAUCUAAAUACUGUCCAAUCAGAGAGGACUUCUUUGGCUGACAGCCUCAAUCUAAAUACUGUCCAAUCAGAGAGGACUUCUUUGGCUGACACCCUCAAUCUAAAUACUGUCAAUCAGAGAGGACUUCUUUGGCUGACAGCCUCAAUCUAA
Molecule: messenger RNA, 2009 nt
Organism: Pelobates cultripes (western spadefoot toad)
Lineage: Eukaryota; Metazoa; Chordata; Amphibia; Anura; Pelobatidae
Source: the annotation of a GenBank genome assembly